Messenger RNA from Micropterus salmoides (largemouth bass), 546 nucleotides. Its product is annotated as ras-related protein Rab-4B-like. Gene Ontology annotation, molecular function: GTP binding; GTPase activity. NCBI's taxonomy places the organism in Eukaryota, Metazoa, Chordata, Actinopteri, Centrarchiformes, Centrarchidae. Gene Ontology annotation, biological process: regulation of endocytosis. The record is from RefSeq and is a predicted model, not a curated record. Gene Ontology annotation, cellular component: endosome.
GUAGCACGCAGCCGCCGUACUUGGUUGUGGUCGGAGCGAAAAAGCUAGGAAGGAAAGGAAACAUCUAGCAUCGUAGAUAAACACCCUAUAGAGGUGUGAACCCAUCGAACACACAGCUGUCCCAAUACCACGAGAACAGUAAAAAGGCCAGCUUGAGUCCUUCAUACAGCGAGGGUCAACAUGUCCGAGACAUACGACUUCCUGUUUAAGUUCCUGGUGAUUGGCAGUGCUGGGACGGGGAAAUCCUGCCUCCUCCACCAGUUUAUUGAAACAAAAAUUAAACAGGACUCCAACCACACCAUCGGCGUGGAGUUUGGUUCCAGAGUGGUCAACGUCGGUGGAAAGACGGUCAAACUGCAAAUCUGGGACAGCGGGCAGGAGCGAUUCCGUUCGGUUACACGCAGCUACUACAGAGGAGCAGCUGGGGCGCUUCUCGUCUAUGAUAUUACCAGGUAAAACAGUCACUGCACUUACUGUCCCUCUCUAUUUCUACAAAUGGUGUGUUUUGUGUAACAGAAUCAGAAUCAGCUUUAUUGCAAGGUAUGU